UCCCUUUGAGCGACUCUGGGCUGAGGGGGGAAAAAGAGACUGAGAGAGACAGAGGGAGAAAGUGUGUGUGUGAGAGAGAGAGCACAAAAUACACGCAGACUCCCCAACAUCACCUAGACUACCUGCUCCAUCCAGCACAACAAGGAGGAGGAGGAGGACGCACAAGUGCAGGCGCGUCCAUGCGUGCCAGCCGAACAAGACAAUAAGCGGGCAAACAGGAACCACAGAUCCAAAAUUGGAAUAAGAGUUUAUCUUGAGAACUCUUUGGGGAAAAGAGCACAGCUUUGCUACAAGAACAAAGACAGCCUAAAUGAGUACAUGGUAAGAAGAGUCAUGCAUCUCAACAGAGAAGAAGAUAACAGCAAAGGCUCAGUGUCCCUCAGUGUAUUCCUGGUGUCUGUCGCAUCAGUAGUAUGUGCUGUUUGGCUGGUAGCUCUAUGUGGCGUCUGCACCUGGUGUCAACGGAAACUGGGGAAGAGGAAUAAGCCCGGGGUGGAGGCUGCCAGCUCUCCAGAUUCUGUGCGAGGUCGAGGGGAAAAUAAAGCCAUCAACCACAGUGAUCUAGACAGAGACUUUUGGAAUAACAAUGACAGCAGCAACGUGCAACAGAGGUGGAGCUCCUACCCGCCCAAGGAGUUCCUCUUAAAUAUGUCUCCUUACGCUCCCUACGGAGACCCUCGCCUCACGCCCAAUGGGGCCGUGGAUAAGGGUGGGCAGGGCGGUGCUGGACCCUCGCCGGGGACCAGUGACAGCGGGGGUGGUGCUUGCUCUGGGACUGGGGCGGGGCCCAGUCGCAGUGACAGCGUUCGAAGCAUGGUGACGGGGGGCAGCAAGGCCGGGCGCUGGCAGACGGUCCAGAGCCACAUGCAUGCCGGAGGCCUACGGUUUAGCAAUUUCGGGGACGCUUCCCUCUCGUCUGCAUCCACCCUGGAGCACAUCCCGUCCUCAGCCGUGGCGCGCCCUCGGCCCCUGGUCCGGCAGCAGAGCCUUCAACAGCCCCUCACUCACCAGCCUCCUCCGGGCCCUAACGACCCCCCAGUCACCUCACAGAGCCUGGGCCAGCUGCAUACAGGCCCAGGCGGCGGGGGCCACCGUGGGGGCCCGCGGGGGGUCCGGGGGAGUCCGGCUGGAGCCUCCCGGUACAGAGGAACAGGGGCAGGCCGGUCAAGGUCAAAUCCUGGCAGCUGGGAUCACAUGAUGGAGCAGAUCCGCAACAGAGGGCUGGAUGUCAAGUCGUUCUUUGAGGGGAAGAUGGUUGUUCUGUCUCUAGCAAUCGGGCUGGCUGAACAGGAUGACUUUGCCAACCUCCCAGAUCUACAGGAAGCUCCAGCAAGCAAAGAGAACGAAACCACACCAGAAAAGAGGACUCCGGGUAACAAACCAGGCAGCAGCCCCAGAGGUCAGACUCCAGAUGAGACCGGACGCCGCCAUGAUGCCAACUCCUCUGUCUCUGACUUGGCCAACUCCGUCACCAGCGACAUGCUCAUGUUGUCUCCUGGUUCGGAGGAAGAAGAACACGAGGGUCCAGUGUGUGAGAAGCUGGGUCGUAUUCAGUUCAGCGUCGGCUACAGUUUUCAGGACUCCACCCUCACCGUCAAAAUCCUCAAGGGCCAAGAUUUGCCUGCUAAGGACUUUUCCGGCACCUCUGAUCCGUUUGUCAAACUCUACCUGCUGCCAGAUAAGAAGCACAAACUGGAGACCAAAGUCAAGAGGAAGAAUCUGAAUCCCCACUGGAACGAGACCUUCCUGUUUGAAGGGUUCCCCUAUGAGAAGGUGGUCCAGAGGACUCUAUACCUGCAGGUCCUCGACUACGACCGCUUCAGCAGGAAUGACCCCAUAGGAGAGGUGUCCAUCCCCCUCAACAAAUUGGAUCUGGCCAACAUGCAGACUUUCUGGAAGGAGCUGAAACCAUGUAGCGAUGGCAGCGGGAGUCGAGGGGAUCUGCUGGUGUCUCUGUGCUACAACCCCACAGCCAACACCAUCACUGUGAGCAUCAUCAAAGCCCGCAACCUCAAAGCCAUGGACAUUGGAGGCACUUCUGACCCCUAUGUAAAAGUGUGGUUGAUGCACAAGGACAAGCGCGUGGAGAAGAAGAAGACCGUGGUAAUGAAACGCUGUCUGAACCCUGUUUUCAACGAGUCCUUCCCCUUCGACGUGCCUGCCCACGUGCUGAGGGAGACCACCAUAAUUAUCACUGUCAUGGACAAGGACAGGCUCAGUCGCAAUGAUGUCAUUGGAAAGAUUUAUCUCUCGUGGAAGAGCGGCCCAGCGGAGGUAAAACAUUGGAAAGACAUGAUGGGUCGUCCUCGUAAUGCUGUGGCCCAGUGGCAUGCUCUCAAGGCCUGAGGGACCCAGCAACCAACCUGCCUACAGUGUUUUUCCCCCUCCGAAAUUCAGCAUCAGCCUCUCUGCCCCCUGCCCCUCAGCACAUAUCUUCCCCCCUGCUCCCUAACUGCAGUCUUGGGCUGCAGACAAUGUGUGUCAUCUCUUUGUUCUCAGGCCUCUUUGAUAUCCUCCGCCCUCAGUCCUCGUCAAAUUUCACCCUCGUCAAGCUCCCAUUCCCACCUGACCCCCGUCUCAUCUCUUUGUCUGAACUUAAAAAUGUCUUUGAUGUCUUGACUCACUUCCUCCUUGUGACCUCUUUCUAUGAGAUUUUUUUUUCUUCAAGAUACUUUCCUCCACCUUGUCAACCAUUCCCAGUGUUUAGCAUCAGGGCAGUACCUCUUGCCACCCAUGAGCUCAAACUACCAACCAAAAAUGGAUCAAACUGAUAUUCCAACCAUCCUCUGUGGCGGCAAGACGGCCUGUAUUCAAACAUGCACCUGAGCGUGAAUGGCACCUAUGUGUGUGACACAUUUACCACCUAUACAGUGUUGCAGUGAGGAAUCUUCCACUCUGCUUCUCACCUCUUCGUUCAAGUCCUCUUCCGUUACCGUCACUGUUCCUCUAUACCCUUAAAACGCCUGAAAAAUCAGGAAAACCGACACAGGAAAUGGAAGAGUGAUGGGCUGUAUUUAAAGCGGAAUUGGACUGGAAUUGGACUCUGUCACUCAACUCAUGUUUGAUCUUUUUCACUCUUUCUCUGGCACCACUGUAAUAAUUCUCCCUUGGCUGGAACCCUUCGUUGUCUGUGCGUGCUGUGGGUGAUGUGCUGUAACCCCAAAUGAAGAUCUUCAACAGAAAAAAAAGAAAAAAAAAGAAAAAACGGAUAUGAACAUGAACAUUUAGCGCUGGUCCCAUAGGGCGAGUGUCAAAAAAAAAAAAUCCUUCUUUUUUUUUUAAUUUUUUUUUUUUUUUUUUUGGACGAGAAAUCCCGAUGGACAGAAAAAAGAGCAACGUGAUUAAUGUUGUGUUUUAUUUUUUGGGUUUUCAAAAGAAUUUAGAGAAUCAACCUGUUCUUCCAGACAUAGAAAAUAAGCAAAAAGCCAGCUUCCAGUCGUGGAGGUGCGGGUUAAUGGGCGUGUUUGCGUGCAUGUAUGUGUGUGUGUGUGUUCCUGUGCGUGUGUGUGUGUUAAUAAGGGAGUAUUUGGACAGCUAAAUUAAUUUAAGACUUAAGAUAUUGUUGAAAACAGCCCCUGAUAAUGAUGUUGAAUAUAAGGUAUUGUGGUGUUGAUGUUAGAUGAAGGUGUGGGGAGGUCACUGGGGUUAAAGGGUCAGUCCACCCAAAUCACAAACAUGUACACACUAUUUUCUGACAUACCUGUAGUGGUAUCAAGCCAGGUUGAUUGCUCCAGAUGUAUAUGUUCUAGGUUUGAUCCUCUGAAGUCACUGCUGCCACCCCAAGUACAAAGGCGCUCACUGCAGUCAAAUUCAACAGCUGCCUGUCUCUCCAGUAACAAUGUUCAGGUUAAUCGAAUAAUCCACAAAACCCUCAAUGAACGGUUUGCACCGGGACUGGGAGAAAUCGUUGAAAACAGCAACAACAUCUGUCCUCUACAUGGGCGUGUCCAAUCGUGGCUCACGCAAGGGCUGCUGCGUAUGUCAUUUUUUAAAAAUCUUUUUUAAUAACUCAUAUGAGGCGAAGGGCAGCUGGCCCCCAGGUGUUUACACAUUAUCUAAUCUCCAUUAAAAAAACAGUUAUUUGAGCAUGACAAGUAAAAUAUACUUCUGUCACAUUUGAGUGGUGGGAGAGGUUUGAAACUCUCUGCAUGGCUUGAUACCACAAGGGGUAUGUGGGCAAAACAUGUUCUCGAUUCUAUGACACACACACACACACACACACACAAAUCUUAACUCAAGGUCCCCUUGCUAGCUUUUUACUGCUUAGGGUUUUGCAACAGCUCACAUUUUUCUCAGCAGAUGGAGUUUGCUCAGUUGAAUCCAGGAUCACCUGGUGGUAAACAGACUGCUCAGCCCCCCACAUGUACACAGUGGCAUCGCACCAAUGCACACCAAGCCCAAGACAUCAGUGACGGGACCAAAUAGUUUCAAUCAGGGAUGGGUUUUGUUUAUAAAACCAUGAUACCAGUACCAAUACCAGUACCCUUAAUGUGAUACUGAUACCAACAGAGCACUUCACUUGAUCCCUUUUUUUCCCUAUUUAAUUCAAUACCUAUGAUAUGAAUGAAAGCAUAUCAGUUGCGUCAAAUGCCACCAGAUACGUUAAUAUGUUGGUGGCAUCUCAGCAUGCUGAACUGACAACAAAGUCAAACACACAACGCUUAUCUUCACCACUCCACAGACAGUAUGGGCUGCAGCUGGUGCGAAAGUGUUGCCUGAUAUCAGACAGAAUUGUCAACUCGUUACGCUCCAUUUGCAUCUUCAGUCUGUCUGACAUUGCAUCCGCUCUCUUCAAUUUCAGUGGGGAAGGGGAAAUUAAUUUACAUAUCUGCCUGAAUCUAAUGUCAUUUUAAGUCCACGCUGGUGCAUAGCCACGCCAACAUACUGGUUUUGCCAGGGUUCUAAGAGUGGAGCCGAGUGAAGUUAAACAAACUAUGAUGUCAGGCGAUAUUAGGAAGAUAUGUCGACUUAGAACAGCCUUGAUAGCAGAGUCCAUCUUAUCCACUGUGCUCACCAUUGCUGUUAUUACUCCUCAUGGUUCCAGAGCACUGCUUGGCAACAGCUUAACAACAGUGUUGGUCCUGCCUUAGACGCUCACUAGCUAAUUGUUAGCACCCCCACAACACUCAUUGGUGUUUUUAAUUUUAACCAAGAAACUGCUGUGUCAUGUCACCAUGCCAGAUUGAAUAAGGCAACUCUGUGCAGUUGGCAGAUUCAAAGAUCUGGAUCCAGGCAAGCAUUAAUGAACCAAUCACAUAGCAUUAAUCAAGGAAUGCUUGUAGCAGUGAGCAAAACAAUACAAUUACAAGAAGUAUUUUUUCUAGAUCUGGACACAAAAAGGAUGAAGAAUGCAGGUAUUGUUUGACUGGAGAGGUUUGGAUACCACUUGGUGCUGUGGGUUAUUUUGGUUAAUACCUUGAAGGUAUUGAGAACCAAUACCCAGCUCUAGUUCUGAUGCAGCGCCACUUGUGUAAGCCAGGAAUCGAACGGUCUGUGAUUCUUUUACAGUGAGAUCUUGGAUUGAACUGCGCAAACUCCAUCCGCAGAGGAGGCCUGUGAGAUGCAGUCAAAAGGAAAACACCAUAAAUAAAAGAUACUCUCAGUAUUUUGUGAUUUGGGUGAACUGAAAGCGGGCAGUAAAUGGCUUUGUCAGGGUAACAAAUGUUGGUAACAUGUUGAGAAAUCAGAUGUAGAUUGAAUAAAUCAAAACGUACCAUCACUGUCACCAAUGAGCUGCAUUUAUCUGUGCGUUAAACCUGGAGUUGGCAUCACAGAGUCCAAGGACAACAUUAGACCUAGCUGUUUUGGGGGUUUUUGAAGAACAAGUCAGUCUUCCAGUUGUGUGCUUCACUGCCUGAAUGUGACCUCCCCCAAGUCCCAUAUAGACAUUUAUGAAACAAAUGGGAGUAAUAAUAUCUGGGGGGAAAAAGUCUUUUUACAUUCCACUGUUCGUUUUUGUCUACUGGAUGUGUGUAUGUGUGUGUGUGUGAGUGUCAAUAUUUGAGCUUUAGUUUGUGUGAUUGUAUUUCCUGUGAGUCCUUCUGUGUGUAUAUAUCUGCACUGAGUUCUAUUUUGCCAGUUUAAUACAGAACAACAUUGUUUACCGUUUUUAUUCUGUAUGAAACAAUCCAGAUGUACAAAGAAGUAUGUUUUUUUAAAAGUUGUCACUUCUUUAAGAAUCACUGCACUUGUUGACGACGAUGCUGGAACAAACCUCUCUUCAUAGCAGGGUUAUUUUCCUCGCGUGUGGUUUUUAAAAAGGGACGUUUGGCUUGGGAGGGAGGCAAAUCUGUUGUACAUGAGCUGAGAGCGAAGGUCAGUGGGAAAAUGUCACGAACAAGCUUUACAACAGAUAAAAACCUGUUUUCUUUGACCAUCAUGCAUGAUUUUUUUUAGUUCAGACAGAAGCAGCUGCCAACAUUUUGUCCUAUCUGUCCUUCCGAUCUGAUUUACAGAGACCAAAAAACGAAGGGUGGCACCUUAACACCACAGCUGACGUUCCCCCAAAACACCCCCGUCGUGCACACAUGCUUUCUGGCACAAAGUGUUCUGUGUGUGCCUUAUAAACCCUGCCACGCCUUUGCUCUUCACCAUAUGUGCUCCCUCUCCAAGUGUCAGGGAGGGGGGAGGAAAAAAAAAAAAGGUGAGACAGGAGAUAAUCAUCACCUCUUUGCAUCACUGUUAGCUACGUCUCAGGUCAGAGCAGAGCUUCGGAGCAUCCCAAAAUAAGCAGGAACACAGUCAUCUGUCUGUCCUGUUGGCCCUGUGUGUGAAACAAGGCAUUAUUUUCAGUGCUGCUGACAAAGCAUUACAUUCCAAAGGCUUAGUGAAAGUCACUUUAAUCAAUGCAAUUUCAAUAUUGGUUGAAUAACAGUCAGGGUUUGGUAUAUUUUAGUCGUAAGAAAUCGAGCUAGAUUUUUGUCUGCCUACUCGUCACUGGCCAAAUACCAUAAACUGGUAAAUUUUACUGGACAAGCUCGCAUUUCUGAUUUAGGGCAUUCUCUUGGGGGACUGCUUGAGACAAAGAGAGGUUAACCAGCAACAUUUUAAUUUAUAUACUGUACAAAUGAUUGUGAAGUGUCCUGUAUGAAAAAAAAGAAAAAAAAUAUCAUCAGUAUUUACUGGGGUUGUUGAUAUCUGUCUGUCCUUGGUAUCACUCAGCCCCCUCGUUCACUCCCUUUUCUCUUUGUAGUUACACAUCUGUGGGGUGCACAAUGUUAAAUAUCAACCAUUUAUUUUUUUGAAAC
Messenger RNA from Epinephelus fuscoguttatus (brown-marbled grouper), 7247 nucleotides. It is a transcript of the gene syt7b, whose product is annotated as synaptotagmin VIIb. NCBI's taxonomy places the organism in Eukaryota, Metazoa, Chordata, Actinopteri, Perciformes, Serranidae. The coding region runs from base 319 to 2346 and encodes 675 amino acids. Gene Ontology annotation, molecular function: calcium-dependent phospholipid binding; clathrin binding; phosphatidylserine binding. The transcript is spliced from 13 exons. Gene Ontology annotation, biological process: regulation of dopamine secretion; regulation of calcium ion-dependent exocytosis; calcium-ion regulated exocytosis. The record is from RefSeq and is a predicted model, not a curated record. Gene Ontology annotation, cellular component: synaptic vesicle; axon; membrane.